AGCGGUGCAGUCACGUGACCGCAAGACGCUCGGUCCCCGCCGAGGCUCCGCUGUCGCCAGGCCAGCCGGCCAUUUUGGUACGUUAACAUGGCGUCGCCGCCGGAGAUUAAUAUGGCGUCCUCGGACAUAAUAACUGAAGUGGAGAUCCAACCGGACAUCCAGGAGGUUGAGAUAGAGGCGAUACCGGUGGAGAUACCGUGCGAGACCGUGGAGACGACGAUCGAGGGCGAGGACGGGCAGCCGAUGAUAGCGCUGCAGCCAUUGCCGGAGCCGGGCCGAGAAGAAAUCAUACUGCAGACGCAAGAGGAGAUCGUUGGCGCCGAUCCGCUUAGCGUAUACGACCAGAUUCCGGUGCCGGAUAACGACAUUUAUGUCGAGUCCAGCCCCGGGCCGUCGCGUAAAGCUGCUAAGAAGGCGCGUAAGAGCGGUGGCACGCGUUUUCGUGCCUCCGACCACGCGAUUUUCGGUGAGAUGGCCACCGAGACCAAGGCUAGAAAGUGGGAACAGAAGCAGGUGCAAAUCAAGACGCUCGAGGGCGAGUUUUCGGUAACGAUGUGGGCGUCCGGCACGGACGACGGUAACAUCCUAUUAGCGCCUGACCUGGAUGUGGAUGUUCCAGAUGAAGGUUCAAAUCCAGAACCGGAUCCGGACUACACGGAAUACAUGACGGGCAAGUCCAAUGCAAAGUUCAAUUCGAAUAGUUCGAUGUCAGACGGUAUGCCUGGUUUGGAUCUGUCGGAUCCGAAGCAACUUGCUGAGUUUGCACGACCCGGCCAUAAGCUGAAGGUGCGCAAACCGCCGGUGAUGGACGGUGUCGAGCGAACGAUCGCAUGCCCUCACAAAGGAUGCACGAAGAUGUUUCGAGAUAACAGUGCGAUGCGUAAACAUUUGCAUACACAUGGUCCACGGGUCCACGUGUGUGCGGAAUGUGGCAAAGCUUUUGUUGAGAGUUCGAAGCUAAAACGACAUCAGUUGGUGCAUACAGGUGAAAAACCAUUUCAGUGCACAUUUGAAGGAUGCGGCAAGAGGUUUAGUUUGGAUUUCAAUCUUCGUACCCACGUGAGGAUCCACACCGGUGAUCGGCCAUAUGUAUGUCCAUUCGACGGAUGCAGUAAAAAGUUUGCGCAAUCAACGAACCUCAAGUCACAUAUAUUAACUCACGCGAAGGCCAAAUCUCGGAACGCAAUUGGGAGACAAGUACAACAAAUCCAACUUACACAGCCUCAAUUUGUCCAAGUUGAAGUUGCAGAUGUGGACAAUCAACAGUUCAUUGUCUACGCCGAUUAGCCCCCCUAAACAUUGAUCUCGUAUAUCUCCCGCUGAACACUACUACUAAAGUAUCGUAACCAUUAAUUAUUAAUCUGAACAAUGUAAAUAUUUUUACGACGCGUACAAGUGAUGUCAUUACACGAGACAUGGACACUGUCUUAAGAGAAUUAAUGGAAGAAUAAUACCUCUGUGCUUAGAUACGAAUUUCUUAAAAAAAAAAUGGAGCACUAUAUUAUCGUAAAACACGAGAGGGCAAAUAAAGAGUUAAGUAAGAAAGGAAAAAAAAUAAAAAAAAAAAGAUAAUGUGUACCUUCUAAGAUAACAAGUUAGACUGUGUCGCGCACUGCUCAAUUUCUUGUUCCAUCAAGAAAAAUAGAGUGCGCUCGCAUAAUACACACUAUAUACAUAUACACUUACACACGUGCACACAUAUACACGAGACUGUAUAUAUAUAAAUAUAUAUAAGUACAAUUAAAAUAUUGUAUACAGUAUAUUUUGGAGAAAUUCAGAUGGGAAUAAACCAUGAAGAUGCAUCUUUUUCCGUCGGACUCAAUUGUAUCAUCUUGGUAAUAUAGAAAUUUUACACUAUGUAUAAUGCUGAAGACUUGUUGAUAGUUAAUGAUGAGAGAGAUAAAGAAGUUACGCGUGUGUAACGUAUAUUAUGAAAUCCGUAAAUAUAUCACGCAAUCUUUAUUGUAUGAUUCGGUAUCGUUUUUCUUUUUAUAUCGACGAGGUAUAAUCGGGAAGAUUAACGGGAUGCUUUUUUUUUCAAUAACGGAUAUGGGAAGAAAAUCGAAGAUACGCGAGAGAAGGAAAUUGUACAAAGAAAAGUAUACCGAAAUGCUGUUACUGCAUCCCGAUGUGAUAUUUAUGAAAAUGUUGCGACGUCUGCUCGCGCAUCGAACGGCUUGGAACGACUUCGGCGAUAUUUGAAAUUUCGAGCAAGAAGCAAUAUAAUUGUGGAUAGAUUUAAUAUCGAAUUAGAAUAAAAAAGUUAUUACUGCGUGCAUCUCUCAUUACAUCACCGAUCAUAAUUAUUCGCAUAUCAUAAUUUUAUACGGGCGAUAUUGACAGGCAUAAGUACACAUACCUAUGCACCAGCCUGCAUUAAAUUAAGCGAACUUUGGACAAUUUGUUUAAAUCCUACAAAGUAUAUAUUCUUUCAUAAAAAAAGAUUUUACUUUACAGCUGCAUAUAAUAUUCUUGUGGCUGUACCCAUCUGUUGGUAGUUUUCUUGUAUACAAUCUAAUAUCUUUUUAUAAAGAAAAAUAAGAGGAGAAAGGUGA
Trachymyrmex septentrionalis is the source of this 2555-nucleotide messenger RNA. Its product is annotated as transcriptional repressor protein YY1-like. Gene Ontology annotation, cellular component: transcription regulator complex; PcG protein complex. The transcript is spliced from 3 exons. Gene Ontology annotation, biological process: regulation of transcription by RNA polymerase II. The record is from RefSeq and is a predicted model, not a curated record. Lineage: Eukaryota; Metazoa; Arthropoda; Insecta; Hymenoptera; Formicidae. Gene Ontology annotation, molecular function: RNA polymerase II cis-regulatory region sequence-specific DNA binding; DNA-binding transcription factor activity, RNA polymerase II-specific. The coding region runs from base 88 to 1287 and encodes 399 amino acids.